UUUGAUGAUUAGGGUUUAUGUUUGGCCAAACAUAAUGCCCUGCUCACACCUUACUAAACUUGGUAAAGAAAACAAUUACAAGCAAUAAAUUCCAUAUGCUACCUGAAAUUCUGCAUUCCGAAAAAUUAAGUCCCUUUUCCCUUUCCAGCCAACAAUUUAAUUUUUCUUACAACCUAGUCAAACUUCAACAUCAAGUAAUUAAUCUAAUAACUCCUUUUAUUCACCUGUCCUUCCCAGGAGCAAAGCAACAGCUGCUCCAGAAGCUCCGACGAUUCGAGAGGCUGGCAGAGCUCGACCCAAUCGAGCUUGAGAAACUAAUGCUCGAGCAUGAUGAUGAUGACAACGAAGAGGAAAUAGAAGAAGGGGAAGGUGAGAAGAGCCAGUUUAUGAUAGAUGAGCUUAUUAACAAGUCGAGCUUCCAAUGUGUUCCUCGAGACAUGAAGAGGUUGGUAUCCGACCUCAUCAAUGAGGAGGAGCGAGGAUCGACUCGUACCAAUAACAACAUCACCUCGAGUGCAAGUGAAGAAGCUGUGGCGAAAAGGGUGUGCAAGAGGUUCGAAUCAUGGAAGGAAGUGGAGUCCAACACCAUUGAGAUGAUGGUGGAGCAAGAUUUCGUUCGAUCGGAGGGCGAAUGGAGAGGGAAUCGAGACGAGGUCUCGGAUGCAGUGGUUGAGAUUGAAGUUGCCAUAUUUGGGUUGCUGGUUGAGGAGCUAGCAGAGGAGUUAGUGAUACUAACACAUGGUGGUGGUCCAUUGAUGGUAUGAAAAAUGGGUACAAGAGGUGGUGGGGGGAAAAGGGGGAAUUGAAUUUUUGGCUCCACUUUGUUUAUUUGAUUUUUUUAGCAUUAGUUAUUACAUAUCUAUUAGAGUAAAUUAUUACAGUCUAACAAUGGGAUAAUGGAGAAGGUAUAGGCUAAUGAGAGAGAGGAUCCUGAGGCCAUAUAGAGGGUAAAAGGAUCUGAGCUUUAGCAAAUGGUCAGUUAGUAGCUGCUAUCUAGUAAUCUAUAUGUAAAUGAAUUAUGUAUCAUUUGUUCAAUGAGGCAUAAAGAUGCAUAUUUCCCCCGCUCUUUCGAUCUCACGUUAGUUUGAUUUUUCUAUCAUAGUUGUUUAUUCUCUAAACUUUACAUCUGGUCUUUCGAUUCGUGUCCAAAUAAACGAAAUACAUUUCGUAAUCACUCACUCAUGACGAGAGUUGGUGCUUGCAACAGGGACAUAACUAGACAUGGAAUAAUGAUCAGGUAGGGGGAAAAGUGGUUAUGAUUGGUUAGCUUUGGCAGUCUAUCAUUAUACAAACAAGAUUAGGCAGUGAUGGGGACAUCACAUCUAACCAAAUUAUUUGGAAUAAUCAGAGGGGUAGAUAGAGAUUGUAAGAUGCCUGAAUGUAGUAAUUAAGCAGCAGACAGUUUUUGGGUUUAGCUUAAAAAAGCUUAUAGAAAUUUGUCAAUGCGUUUGACUUGCUAAUGAUGCUCAACAACUUGCUUUCUGUUCUCUUGACACAAUGAACAUUCUUUCACCAACUAAUUAUGCCCAAUACAUGGACAUAAGGUAAGGCAUCUCUCAUCCAUAAUCAAUCGUUGUUUUGAAAUAUUAGGAACUACUUUUGUAACCCAUUAAUACCAAUUGUCAUAAAAAAAAAUAUAUAAAAAUCAUGUAUGGAUACAAACUAGUGCAAAUUUAUAUGAAAGUUUGCAAUAUGGUUACCGCCCUUUCUGUAAAAACUGAUAAACCCGAAAGUCACAAUUUCUGAAAACAGACGUCAAAAUCAAUGUACGUUUGAUGAAUACCGAGAGAUCGACCCAUUCCAAUCGGGCACUAAACCGGUCUUUAUCCUACAUGCUAGGUGUCACUAAAGUUUGUUUAUGCUGUCAAUUUGGUUAAAGGAACUUGCUUUUAUGCUGGCUGGAAAACCUACUUAUGACAAAAUCCAUUUAGAUUGAUCUCACACAGUACCUUUGAUUCCCCUACUGAUUUUUUAAAAGAACAGAUCCUUCUGUUGUUUUUUUUUUUUUUUUUAGCUCUAAUGGGGUCAAGUCUUUCACUUUGAUUUUUUCACAAUGGAGCUAGAGCCAUAGCCAUGGAGGGUGGGCAAGUAACCAAAUUGAAGGGCUCAAGAAAGGAUUCGAAUCCACUUUGGCUUUGAGCCAAGGAGCCUACAAUGCAAAGCAAGCAUCAUCAUUUUGUCCUCCCCUGUUUCCUUCAAUGGCUGCCCCCUACCAUAAAAGUUGUUGUUUCUCUUUUAUAGGUUUGGUUGGUCAUGGAUAUUAAGAACAUUCAUCUCUUUACCAAGUAUUUAUUUUAUCCUAGAUAUAUGCUUUUGCAAUUAGGAAUGGUAAUUCCAACCAUUUCAUGUAUUUUUACUCAUGAGCUCAUCCUUAUAACAGUUAUUACUUAUUAGAUGAAUUUUCUUAAUACAUUGUACUUUGCUGA
Linum trigynum is the source of this 2426-nucleotide messenger RNA. The record is from the annotation of a GenBank genome assembly. NCBI's taxonomy places the organism in Eukaryota, Viridiplantae, Streptophyta, Magnoliopsida, Malpighiales, Linaceae.